AUGGCCAUUGCUGCUGCUGCAGCUGGUCUGCAGUUGCACUGUGCGACGGGAGACAUUCCGAUGAUUGGAAACAGUGAUGCACUGCUGGCGCUGGUGAAGGCUGGCGCGGAGAUCUCACAGCAGGACAAGGACGGCCUGUCUGCUCUGCACUGCGCCUCCAGUCGCGGCCACUACAAGUGCGCCGAGAUACUGAUCAUGAUCUGCGGCGCCGACGUCCACCAGAUUGAUUCCAGCGGCUGUACGCCCCUCUUCUACGCCGCCGCCCUCGGCCACCCUGACUGCGUCCGGCUGCUGCUCGAAUCGGGGGCGGAUGUGGACCAUCAGGACCACAAGGGCCGGACGGCGGCGCACUGCGGCGCUUCCAAGGGCCAGCUAGAGACGGUGAAGAUACUGCAUCAGCAGGGGGCGAAUUUGUGGUUGAAGAACGUCAGGGGUGAUUUGCCCCUUCAUGAAGCCAUCAAGUCGGGACGGAGAGACCUCGUCAAGUGGCUCCUCGACCUGAACCCGAAGGCCAUCAACGAGGUGAACCUCUACGGGCGGUCAGUGCUGCACAUUGCCGCCUUCAACAACAAUGUCGACCUGUGUCGUCUGCUAGUGGAGCGGGGCGCCGACCUGAACGCGGUGAUGAAGGUGCGCUCGCAGUACCUCACCCCACUGGACGCGGCUCACCAGAACGCCAGCGAAGAGGUGGCCCGAUACCUGGCCUCGGUUGGGGCCCAGCCCAUUGCGCAGAUUGACGAACGUCUGGCAGAGUACUUGCAAACGACGUCGCCCAUCAAGGAACUGGGCGCCAGAAGGCAGCGUAGACAGGCUGAAGAGCGGAUGGAAACGGGUGCUCAAGGAGCUUCGGGAGAUGGAGGUUAUNGACCAAACUUCCCAACCUGA
Rhagoletis zephyria (snowberry fruit fly) is the source of this 885-nucleotide messenger RNA. Lineage: Eukaryota; Metazoa; Arthropoda; Insecta; Diptera; Tephritidae. The record is from RefSeq and is a predicted model, not a curated record.